CAGUGUAUGGUGAAAACACUGAGCUCAUAUCAUCACUGGAUAGCGCUAAUAGUUGGCAGUGCGAAUCGGGUGCAAAAUGGCGGCCGAAGUCAGACAGUCACUCGCUAGUUUGUUAAAUAGUGGACUCUCUCCUAAAGAUUUAACUGAGAGAUAUAGGCGAAUUUUAAGUCAUAUUGUUGAGUUAAAGAAUGGGGAACUUGUUGAGGGGUUGAGGUCUUUUAUUGAUGCAGGUUUGUAGAUUUUAUAACAAUUUAUAAGUAACAAAAGUAGGCAAAUAAGUUGUUUUAAUAUAUUGGACAGGUAUAUUUUUAUGUAGCAUUAUUGAGGCCUGAGGGUGGGUUUAUUUAAAUGCCAAGUCAUAUAUGAAAUACACCUUUGGCUGGAAGAAAUUAUACGUAUUUUUAAAAUAUACGCCUUUCUCAGUACAAAUGAAAUGUUAAAAUGUUCAUUAUUUUAAAAGUACCGUACAUCUUUAAUUUGUCCCUCCCCCCCCCCUGGCGGCAUGUUAGUCGGUUUUAUAGGAAGUUUCAGUGAGUAAUUUAAAUUGUUAAUCUUUUAAUUCUAUUUAUUGAUCACUAAAUACCAGAUUACUAAAUAUAAUGAAAAGAAUUACCAUUUAUAUUUUCUCACUUCAAAUGAUACUUUAUAUAUAGUAUCAUAUAUUUGCCAGACUCUUACUCAAAAAUGGCAAUAAGGCUAAAGGAAUUAACAUAUCAGUUUACCGUCAUCCGCCCGUGUGUGUUAUUGGCAGCCACGUGAAAUUUUCAUUAUUUCAAUGUUUUUUCAUUACUUGUCAAAUUUCAUAGCAAGUGUUUCAAAAAUGGCUUUCUGUUGAAAUUUUUGGCAAAUACUGACUUUGUUUAUACAGUUAGCGAAGCGACAUGGGCGAAACGGAGUCAAAGACAUAGAUUCUUGGAUUUUUUUGGUCGAAAUUCGAAUUUUUAGCUCAAAAUUUGACAAAUUCAAAUCGUGAAAAAUAAUGAAUAAUUAAAAAAAUCAUCUGCAUCAACUUUUGAAAUUUCAGGUGACGGUAAACUGAUACCUUAAUUCCAUCGGCCUAAAAAGAAAUACAAUAUGUAUAAUUACAUUAUAUAGUUGGCAGUGAAAGUGUGAGCUCGGUGGUUUCGCGACAAUUACUCACAGAUCUGUGUAACCAUAUUCUAUCAUUGGAAACUUCCGUCACAAAAGAUGUUUCACUUUAUGCCUUGGUCAAACUUCAACCUAGAGCAAUCUCAUUUGAAGAACAGGUACUUUGAAAAAUGGGAUGAAGUUUUUUUGGCACCCCCAAGAAACCACAUUUUUUAAAACAUAUACUGUUCUAUAUUGGAGAGUGCCCCCACCAUCAAAAUGAAGACUACCACCAUCUCAUUACCAUCAUCACCACCACCGUCAUCAUCAUCACCACCAUCCCUACCACCAUCAUCACUACCAUCAACACAAUCAACAACACCAUCAUAAUGUGCACCAUCACAUCACCACUGCCACUAUCAUCACCAUCAUCAUCACCACCAUCAUGACUACCAACAUAAUCACCAUGCACCAUCAUAACCACCACCAUUAACACUAGCGCAUUCAUCAUCACUAGUUACCAUCAUCAUAACCACCAUCAGUAUCAUCACCACCAUCACUACCACCAUUGUCACAACCAUAAUCUCCACUGUCACCACAUCACCAUCAAGUUCAUCACCAUCAAGUUCAUCACCAACACUAUCACCACCAUCAUCCAUUAUCAUAUUCACCACCACCAUCACAAGAUCACCACCACCAUUACCAGCAUCACCAUUAUCAUCACCACCAUCACCAUCAUUACUAUCAUCACUACCAUCACCACUAUCAUCAUCAUCACCAUCAUCACUACCAUUGCCACCAUCACAACUAUCACCACUAUCAACCACCUUCACCACUAUUAUCAUUGCCACCAUGACCACAUUUCACCAGUAUAGACCCAUUGCACAUGACGUCACAGGGCUGGUGAGGAUGCAUCUGGAGGACAAAUUAGCAAUCUAUGCAUAAUAUAAUUUCUGUAAACAAAGCAAAUUUUGUAAAAGUUUAUAAUAAUUUUGUAUUAAGAUGGUUAAUUUUUGCACUGUAUGUGGUUGUUGUACCCGAACAGAUAUUGUUAGGGAGCAUCUGGAGGACACUCUAAGGAUUUGUGACGUCAGUGCAAUGGGUCUAUAAUAUUUUUAGGUUGCAACAAUCAGACAACAUCUGGCCACAAUUUAUGAGAAAGAGCAAUGUUGGAAAGAAGCUGCUGCUGUCCUUGCUGCAAUCCCACUCGAAACUGGACAAAAGUACGUUAAUAAUGGCCGCUGUUUUAAAUCAACAACUUCAUAUCUGCACCAGAGAAACACACCCUUUCGAUAAUUACGUCAUUUGGCCUGGGAGCCUCGCUCGCAUGAAUCGUGAGCCAAUCACCUUGCAUAAUUUACUAAUGAGAGCGAGGCUCCAAGACCAAAACCUAUGUGUGACGUAAUUAUCGAAAGGUUAACGAUGUGGGAAAACACUAUAAUUUCUGUCCUUAGUUUUAAUUUUUUUUUAAAUGAUUUCUAUCAUUCAGGCAAUACACUGUUGACUACAAGCUCGAGACAUAUUUAAAGAUCGCUCAACUAUAUCUGGAAGACGAGGAUCCAAUCAACGCCGAGGCGUAUAUAAACCGAGCUUCAAUUAUUCAAGCUGAUACAACCAACGUUGGACUUCAAAUGCUAUACAAGGUUCAUGACACAUUAACCCAUUGAGUGGCAGCACUCUUCCCUUGACGAGUAAAAUCAUCUGGCAUUAGACAGAGCUUCGACAGGAGCUUCGGUCAGGUGGUGCUGUCGUCGGAACAAGAGCCUUUCACCUCUGAGAUCGUGGGUGUGAUUCUCGCUACGGACUCAUGUGAAACGAGUCAGUCAACGCUCUGCCGAAAGUCGUGGGUUUUCUCCGGGUGCUCCGGUUUCCUCCCACAGGGAAUGGGGACCUUUAGCAAAUAGGUGACGGCAACGCGACGACGACGGCCAAAACACUCUCGUUCAAAUAAGUAUAUUAAACUUCAAGAACAACAUGUCUUGUAUUAUCCGUUGUAUGAAUUUAUUGCAGUUUAAGAAGGUUAAGACAGAGGUUUAUAGUUGAGAAGACUUCUACUAAGCCAAUUUGCCGAGGACGACUUCUCGCGGCUUGAAAGGCAAACGUUGUAUACAAAACGUGAAAAUCUUUGGUUUGCUGUUGUAAACAGAGCAAGGACGACGUCUAAAACUCCCAAGGGACCUUUAAUUAUGCAUUUUCUUUCUACACUGUAAUAAAUUUCAUUGUAUUAAUAGCCGUCGCCAUCCUGCUAGCUAAAGGUCCCUAAUGUUGACAGGGUGGGUUAGGAUAAACACAGUUAGAAAGUAAUAUCAUAAUCGUUAUAAAGAUGAAAUAUUAGAAUGUUAGGGUUUGUAAUCCAAGUGAGUAUAUAUACAUUUUAAGACCUGACCAGGAACGACUGCGAAAAAUGCAGCACAAGGUCCUCUGGUAGGAAUUGAACCUACGGCCCUGCGAUUCCGGUGCAGCGCUCUAACUAACUGAGCUACAGAGGCCAGCUGUUGAGCUGUAACCGUAAGUUCAUGUAUAUAUAGGUAAUCGGGUGUGCGGGUUGUGAUAAGGUGGACCUCAAUGAUUUGGUUUCUUGUACUUCACUUGGUGGAAUUAAUAUUAGAAUGUUAGGGUUUGUAAUCCAAGUCUUAAAAUGUAUAUAUACUCACUUGGAUUACAAACCCUAACAUUCUAAUAUUAAUUCCACCAAGUGAAGUGCAAGAAACCAAAUCAUUAAAAAUGAAAUAAUCUAGGCUAAGUAUGUAAUUAGAUAAGCGUAAUACUCGAUGUGGAGCGCAUCUGAUCAUAUCCAGCAUGUAAAUUUACGCUAUAGAAAUGCUGUUCGUGAUCAUCAUCGAGGUUGUUUUUAGGUUUGCUACGCCAGAGUGUUGGAUUAUCGUCGAAAAUUUAUUGAAGCAGCGCAGAGAUAUUUGGAGAUUUCAUAUCGUUCUGAAGUGGAUGACAGUGAGAGAAUGAUGUCGUUGGAACACGCGCUUCACUGCACAAUAUUAGCAUCCGCAGGUGAGAUGGUCCACAUUUGAAGUGAAUUAUUUUUGUCAUGGGGGAUAUAAUUGAGAGUUUUGGCAGUCAUAAGAAUACCGUUGUGCAUAGAGUAAAGUUUGUUUGAAAAUUAAUACAGCUCGCGGUCUCAUUUGCGUUCCGAACCUGUCUUGCGGAAAUCGUAGGAACGCGUUCCACAAUUUUCUUUUCAAAACUAUAUUCUCGCAUCGGAAAACGGGGACACAGCGAAUGCUGCUUUGACAAACGCGUGCUGGUAGAAACGCAAUUGCAACGCAAAUGGGAUGCAUCGAAGAACGUAUACCGGACUGGUAUUAUUAAAAGUUAUGUAUAAUUGUUAUUUUUCAGGUCAGCAACGCUCAAGGAUGUUAGCAACGUUGUUCAAAGAUGAAAGAUGUCAACAACUUCGUGCUUGUGGCAUUCUACGUAAAAUGUGAGUUCUAUGGUUCGUACGUUAAUUCUAUAAAAAUUAUAGUGGUAAGCAUUAUUAAAAUAAUAGUUAUUCAAAUUUUUUUUUAGGUAUUUAGAUCGAAUUAUCCGUGGUUCAGAACUUCAAGAAUUUGCGACAUUGCUGAAAGAUCAUCAGAAAGCCACUAUGGCAGAUGGUACGCAACUCAGAACUAUAUGUUGUCCCUGAUAAGCUUCCGUGGUUUGUCUCUGAACUACUUGAAAAAGAUAUCUCAAACGUGGCGGUCCAGUGUAGGUAGUAUUCUACAUUAUAUCACACUUGCGUCGGUUUUCUUUGAUGGUCCGAGGUUUAUAACUAGCUUAUAGACCUUGAAUAAAUGAUUGGAUUAAACUUGUAGACAAAACGCGAGAAUUUUUCAUUAAAAAUUUUUGAAAAUGACAAAAUAUGUUGGAAAACCUCCGCAAGUGUGAUAUAAGUUAGUUAUAAACCGAGUAAGUCGGUUUAUAACUGAUAUAUUGCCCCUCGGACGCUACGCGUCCUCGGGUCAAUAUAUCAGUUAUAAACCUCCUACUCGGUUUAUAACUCUUACAUAAACUGUCGUGAUUUGUGUCUGAACUACCUGAAAAGGAUAUCUCAAACGUGGUGGUCCAGUGUAGGUAGUAUUCUACAAUAAGCUGUCGUGGUUUGUGUCUGAACUACCUGAAAAAGAUAUCUCAAACGUGGCGGUCCAGUGUAGGUAGUAUUCUACAGUAAGCUGUCGUGAUUUGUGUCUGAACUACCUGAAAAAGAUAUCUCAAACAUGGUGGUCCAGUGUAGGUAGUAUUCUACAAUAAGCUGUCGUGGUUUGUGUCUGAACUACCUGAAAAAGAUAUCUCAAACGUGGCGGUCCAGUGUAGGUAGUAUUCUACAAUAAACUGUCGUGGUUUGUGUCUGAACUACCUGAAAAAGAUAUCUCAAACGUGGAGGUCCAGUGUUGGUAGUAUUCUACAAUAAACUGUCGUGGUUUGUGUCUGAACUACCUGAAAAAGAUAUCUCAAACGUGGAGAUCCAGUGUUGGUAGUAUUCUACAAUAAACUGUCGUGGUUUGUGUCUGAACUACCUGGAAAGAUAUCUCUAACGCGGAGGUCCAGUGUAGGUAGUAUUCUACAAUAAGCUGUCGUGGUUUGUGUCUGAACUACCUGAAAAAAUAUCGGCGUUUCUACAUUCAAAGCAAAUCAUUGACUUAUUUAGGAUCCAGUAUACUUGACCGUGCUGUGAUUGAACACAAUCUUCUAUCAGCCAGUAAACUGUAUAAUAACAUAACGUUUCAAGAACUUGGCGCUCUGCUGGAAAUACCAGCAGCAAAGGUAACUUACUGAACAUUUGCGACCUCUAUAGAGAUGAUAUAGUUCAUCAAUAUAUUUCUGUUUUGUUUUCAAGGCCGAACGAAUAGCUUCUCAAAUGAUUUCUGAAGGCCGAAUGACGGGAUCCAUUGAUCAGAUUGACGCCGUUGUUCAUUUUGAAAGUGAGUAUAGAAAGUAGCGGUAUUAACAGCUACCAUAUUCUGUGGUAUGAUCGAAUAUGUACUAUACGAAUAUGUAUACUAAAACAAUUAUUCGCCUCAGGCUCGGUGAUUAUCGGGGAACAUUCACCUCGACUUCGUCUCGGCGAAUAUUCCCCGAUAAUCACCUCGCCUUCGGCGAAUAAUUGUUAAGUGUUCUUGCUCGUAUAAGUUUCGACAUUUCUGAAGUUGGCCAGGUGCCAUCUGCUGUCACUGUAACGCUUCCUCAAAGCCACGAAUAUAUUCCAUUUAGCUCAAAAACCUCUUCCUUCGUGGGACAAGCAAAUCCAAGGCCUGUGUAUUCAAGUAAACGACAUUAUGGAAAAAAUUUCCCAACACGAACCGACGUGGUUAAGUAAAGCUGUCGACGCUCAAAUGACGUGAAAAUAACUAAAGUCAGUUGUUGAAGGUAAUUCGUGUAGGGGUGCACCGGAACCAAUUUUUUAAAGUCCCUAGAGCAUGGACGAUACCUUCAGAGAAGUGACAUGCAAGCAUUAUGUUUUGGAAGAAACCUUGCACCGUUUAGAAAAAUGUCUUAAUGCAUUUCUCGAGCACGCUUGAGAACAUGCGCAAAGGAGUUCAGUCAGCUCCGUAUGUACCUGGAGUGAGAAUUCGAGAGCUAUUGGACGUCAGUUUUUAGCCCCUUUCUAUUUUUGUCUGCAAGGAGUGUGCUGAAACCAGAGCCGUAGCGACUGGGGUGUGUGGGGGUGUGUGUGACCUCCCCCGAUAAUUGCGCAUGUGGGCAAUUUCAGGUAUAUCCAGGUAGAUUUGCAGAAGAAAUUCAGGUAAAUGAACACAAAUUCAGGUAAUUUCUAGGCCCAGAGAAGGUUAAUUUACAAAAAUAAGUGUGAAUUUGGAAACGAAUGAGGUUAAUUUACCCUAAAAUGGUACAUUGACCGAAAAUUUUUUGGCGGGGGGGGGGGGAGGAGGUCGCCCAAAAAAAUUUCAGGUAAAAAAAAUAUUUUUCAGGUAAAUUUCGAACUUUUGAUACUUUCAGGUAGAUUUAACCAAACACCCCCCUGAAGCGAGUCCCUCGGGACGGCCCUGGCUGAAACUUCGUGUUUUGACUUCCAUUUAAAGACAAAUAUUAGGAUUUUAUGAACUGAUGACUUGCUUAGCGAUACGGUCCGUUAGGAAAAACGGUAUAAAAGGGGGAAAUGGUAUAAAAGCUGUUUACGACCUUAGAGCUACUGGACGUUAAUGGCCUCCAUCUUGGCUUCACUUUUCUCAUAGGCCGAAUGACUGAAGAUCUUGCUCCAGAAAUGUAUAUAGAGCUCACUGGUGACUGCUACCCUCGACCUCGUGCCAUCGUGUGCGUCAUUGCUAGCCUUGACUUCAAACCAGUGUGUACAUUUGGAAAAUCUCGUAUAAGUGUUUAUUGAUAUAAAUUUAAUACCAAACUGUUUACUUUAGCAAAUUUCAUCUUAAAUGAUAGGGGAUGUUUGUAUACAAAUGGGUACGAUGUAUAGUCUUACUGGAUGAAUAGGACACUCAUGUGAUAAGACUAGAUUCUCAGGUGCUAUAAAAACAAUUUAAAAUUAUGUUCAAAACGAAAAUUAUAUGAAUUUGUAUACAUAGUAUAGAGGAUUUCCAUUUACUACCAAACA
Paramuricea clavata is the source of this 7627-nucleotide messenger RNA. The record is from the annotation of a GenBank genome assembly. NCBI's taxonomy places the organism in Eukaryota, Metazoa, Cnidaria, Anthozoa, Malacalcyonacea, Plexauridae.